Molecule: messenger RNA, 3357 nt
Organism: Coregonus sp. 'balchen'
Lineage: Eukaryota; Metazoa; Chordata; Actinopteri; Salmoniformes; Salmonidae
Source: the annotation of a GenBank genome assembly
CAUGUGUUUACAUCGGUAAGCUUAGCCUGUCAGGUAUAAUGCAAUUUAUCGUAGUUUGUUAUCUGAUUUAACGAAUACUUUAUUAUGGUGGUCUUUAUGAGAAACUUGCACCCAAUACUGCCUAUGCCUGGGUCACCUCUCUAAAAUAUUUAAUUUGACAUCACGUUGGGUCAUCAUUUACGAGCUAGCUAGCACGUAGCUAGCAUACAGUAGCCUGUAUCGACACAUAAUAAAUUGCAGAUACACAGCAGAAAUUCCAUGUUUUGUUGUAGUAGCAUUUAUCAUAGACAAGGAAAUGCAUAUUGAGCCUUCAUGAUCAUCUUGCUACAUUUUUAACAAAGUGCAUCCGGUGAUUGUGUGGUCCUUGGGAUGAGAUGCUAAUUCCACUAGCUAUUUUCUAUUCCUAGAUGUUACAAUGACGGAUGCAUUCAGCACCAACAGUGAGCUGGUUCUUCAGCGCGUGCUGGGCGUGACAUCAGAGAAGAAUGUUCACUCUGGGAAUCUAGAUGAGCUUUAUCAGAUCAAGGAGACAUGCCAUUUCAUCAACGAUCAUCAGUUCAAAAAGGUAUGAGGAUCCAACAACGCAGUUGCUAGCUAACUAGCUACAUAAAUUGUCACUUGAAUAACAGUUUGUGUGUGUGUGUGUGUGUGUGUGUAGGCUAGUUAUGAAUAAUUUGUGCUUUAGGUUGCCAUGCAAUUUCCAGAUGAGGUGCUGGUUGAUUCAAUAGCAAUUGCUGCAGAGAUAGAGAAGGGAACCAAAGCAAAACUAUUCAUCCUUGGAGACACAUCCUAUGGCAGGUAGGAAACAUUUUUGUGUCGUUAUCAAAAACAUGAAAUUGAUAGAAAUUUCAACUUAUUUAAUUAUAUCUUAUUGAAUGAGACUAGUGCAUUUGCAAGCAUUCGUUUGGCCAGAAUCACCAUUGCCAUUAUUUGUUUUAAUAAUUUGAGAUUCAUCACUAUAACCUUAUUGUCAAUACUCUUGAUAUUUCCAGUUGUUGUGUGGAUGAAGUUGCAGCGGAGCAUGUGGGCGCAGACUGCAUUGUGCACUACGGAAGGGCUUGUCUCAGCCCGUCCAGAAGACUCCCACUGAUGUACGUCUUUGAGAGGAGACCUGUGGUCCUGGAGACGUGUGCCUCCUCCUUCAGAGAGCUCUACCCCGACAGACAGAGUCACGUCAUCCUCCUGUACGAUGUCAACUAUGCUCACAUUAAUGGUAAGCCUCUCAGCUUCAAACAAUGACGUAUGUCCCAUUUGUCCCAUUGUGUGAAUGUUUUUUAAGACUGGAAACUUUGAGUUUGUGAUAUCCUUACAAAGGAAUGUGAGCGAUUUAUACUUUUUUCCUCAGGUUGCAUUGCGGCAUAGUUUUAGAAAUAUAUUAAAAUGAGAUAUGUGUUUCAACACAUUUUAGCAACUUACUUAAUACUGAUUUAUAGCAUGAUAAUGUCUCUCCUCAGACGAUCUUCUGGCACUGCUGUCCUCUGAGUAUCCGAACAUUGCCGCCUCAACCCUUCACGUGGACGGAGAACUUUGCUACAGUCACGGACAAAGAUAUGGACAACACAAUGUCAGCAGUUCUCAGUGUCAAAACGGUGAUCAAGUCGUUCACCAGUUCGGAAGGCAGUUUGUCUUGAAAUGUGGACAGACCGUUGAGGACUACAGUGUGUUCUUUAUCGGCCACGAAGGUGCAACCUUGACAAACUUCAUGAUGACUUGGAACCGCUGCUCUUUCUACUCUUUUGACCCUGUAACAAUGACAGGGCGGACUGAGUCGAUCAGUAUCAACAAAGCUUUGAUGAAGCGAUAUUACGCAAUAGAGAGGGCAAAGGAUGCCAGUGUGGUGGGCAUUCUUGUGGGCACACUUGGCGUGGCAAACUACCUCACUAUCAUCGAGCAGCUGAAAGAAACCAUCCACAGAGCUGGGAAAAAGAGCUACAUGUUUGCCAUGGGGAAACUGAAUGUUGCCAAACUGGCUAACUUUCUUGAGAUUGACAUUUAUGUACUGAUCGCAUGUCCUGAGAACUCUCUGUUGGACUCCAGUGAGUUCUACAAACCGGUCGUGACCCCCUUUGAAAUGGAGGUGGCCUGCAACAAAAACAGGGAAUGGUCGGGAGAGUAUGUCACAGACUUCCGCGAUCUGCUUCCAGGUAGGAUCUGAUUGACAUUGAUUUGUUCCUGAAUUAAAGUUUUGUGAGCAAGAAUAGACAUGGUGCUGUACUGUGCGUAUCUUAGCCUGGUCCCAGAUCUGUUUAUGUCAUCAUGCCAGGAGUUGGCAAGACAAUACAAACAGAUCUGGGACCAGGCCAUAGGUAUCAAGACUAAUAGUAAAACCUGUUGUAGGUGGAUCUAAGCAUGUGGCCUUGGCGAACCCUGACGACCUCGAGGACGGUGAUGAGACUGAUGUCUCCCUCAUCACUGGAGCUCUACGAACGACCCACUUCUCGUCCAGUGAGCCAGUGUCUUCCUCACUCGUCCUACGGAACCAGGCGCUCACUGUGGCCAAUGCUAACACAGCUGGUACGAUAUAUGGGAAAAAUAGACAUAAAUAUCUAAAACUAGUCUAAAUUCACAGAAUCGUGACAGGCUCCGUUGGGUUGGGGUUUAAACUCCACUCUGGGAUUGCAAGACCAUUAAUAAAGAUGCUGUUGAGUGAUUACUUUUCUUGAGUUACAAUUUUCAUAUUUCCUUCAUCUGUUUGUUUUAGCCACGUUCCUGGCAGGUCGUAGCUGGCAGGGACUGGAGCAGAAACUGGGAGAAACACCGGUGGUGAAAGCAUUAGAGGGAAGGAAAGGCAUUGCCAUUGCCUACGAAGAGGAGCCGAUGACUGACAGGGACCAUUCAUCAUGAAGGCACUCAUCACAUCCAGAUUAUUAGUCCUCAUUGCUCAUUUUUUACACAUAAUAUCAAUCAAUAUAUUAUGUUGCUUCAUAGCUCAACAGUUUCCAAUUUAAGUAAUCAAUCUUCUGACAAAUUGAAGGCCUUACCAGGAUUAUUGCAUAACUAAGCUUUAUCAGGUGCAUUAUAUUCGUGUAAGUCACAUCAACAUAGGCUUUUUUUUUUACGGCGACACUGAAGUGUGUCAUGGAGGGAGAACUGAAAAGCGCAAGCCUUUUCCUGUUAUUUAUGCUUUUUUGUUAACAUCUCUUAGACUUGAAGCAUACGAAUAUAAAGGUUUAUAGAUUAGUUGCGUCAACAACAAAAAAUGCCUGUCAAGAAAUAUGCAGCUAGUGUAGCAGUGCUUUGAAUGUGAUGACUGUCACAGUACAACAUAACUUUAACUGUUUUUAAGGGUGCGUUCGUAAAUUCAAACUCGAGUGCCAGUGCGCUCAGAGUGUGCUCUGGGUGUUCGUAAAUUCAGAG